Molecule: messenger RNA, 1446 nt
Organism: Penicillium cataractarum
Lineage: Eukaryota; Fungi; Ascomycota; Eurotiomycetes; Eurotiales; Aspergillaceae
Product: putative cell surface receptor/MFS transporter (FLVCR)
Exons: 4
Coding region: 1-1446 (481 amino acids)
Biological process (GO): transmembrane transport
Cellular component (GO): membrane
Molecular function (GO): transmembrane transporter activity
Source: RefSeq, a predicted model, not a curated record
AUGUCGACUGCCAAGGAGAUGGAAGUACCCACCACGCGACCUGUCUACAAGGUCUAUAAGCGACGUUUCUGGGGUCUGGCACAGCUGGUGUUACUGAAUAUUGUCGUGAGCUGGGAUUGGUUGACCUUCUCCUCCAUCUCGACUACCGCCGCCGAGUACUUCGAUGUCUCCGAGAGUGCCAUCAAUUGGAUGAGCACGGGGGUUCUCUUUGCCUUUUGUAUCGCGAGUCCCUUCGUCAUCUGGGUUCUCAACAAAGGCGGUCCCAAACCGGCCAUCGUUAUCACUGCGUCGCUCCUGCUAGUCGGCAAUUGGCUGCGAUAUGCAGGUACCAAAGCCAAUGGCGGCAUUUUUGGACUCGCCAUGUUCGGCCAGGUCAUUAUUGGCCUGGCGCAGCCAUUCUGCUUAUGCGCGCCCACGCGCUACAGUGACCUAUGGUUCUCUGAUAAAGGACGCACGAGCGCCACGGCACUCGCCAGUUUGGCGAACCCGCUCGGCGCGGCAAUCGGGCAAUUGGUGGACUCGGAAUGGGCAACGAAGCCAUCUGAUAUCCCCAAUAUGGUUCUAUACAUUUCCGUCAUUGCAACUGUCGCAUCACUCCCAGCCUUCUUCCUCCCCGCAGAACCACCCACACCCCCCAGUGCCUCAUCCGCCAUCCCCCGCACACCACUCAUCCCCGCAACACGUCAACUCCUCGGCACCCUCGAAUUCUGGCUCAUCCUCGCCCCCUUCGGCGUCUACGUCGGCUUCUUCAACAGCGUCUCCUCCCUGUUAAAUCAAAUCCUCAGUCCAUACGGCUUCUCCGAAACAGAAGCCGGCAUCGCCGGCGCAAUCCUUAUCGUCGUCGGCCUAAUCGCCGGCGCAAUCAUGUCCCCCAUCACAGACCGGUGGAAACACUACCUCGGCUCAAUCCGCAUCCUAGUCCCCAUCAUCGUGGCCUCCUAUAUCGGAUUGAUUUUCGCGCCGUCGAGUUCCGCCGGCAUUGGGCCGAUGUAUGUCGUUAUGGCGUUGACGGGGGCGUCUUCGUUUGCGAUGUUGCCGAUUGUGUUGGAGUAUUUGGUUGAGAUUACGUAUCCGUUUUCGCCGGAGAUUGGGAGUACCAUCUGCUGGACGAGUGGGCAGUUACUUGGGGCCUGUUUUAUUCUUAUUCAGGAUGCCUUGAAAGAUGGGCAAGAUGCGAGUCCGCCGGCUAAUAUGCGUCGGGCACUGAUUUUCUCGUGUGUCUUGUGUGCGGUGGUCGCGCCGUUGCCCAUGUCGAUCGGGCUGUUUGGCAGGAUUGUCAAGCGUCGGCGGUUGGAGGUUGAUCGUGGUGUUGAGUUAGAUGCGGCAGAGGUGAGUGCCCAGGGUACUGGUGCUAUUGCGCUGGAAGCGGGUGUUUCUCAUACUCACUCGGGCAGCGUGGUGGAAGACUCGACUUACAAGAAGGUUGAAGCCCGCGAGUGUGCAUAA